Molecule: messenger RNA, 2124 nt
Organism: Poecilia latipinna (sailfin molly)
Lineage: Eukaryota; Metazoa; Chordata; Actinopteri; Cyprinodontiformes; Poeciliidae
Gene: desmb
Product: desmin b
Exons: 9
Coding region: 131-1549 (472 amino acids)
Biological process (GO): intermediate filament organization; skeletal muscle organ development
Cellular component (GO): Z disc; intermediate filament; cytoplasm
Molecular function (GO): structural constituent of cytoskeleton
Source: RefSeq, a predicted model, not a curated record
UGAAUGUGAGGAAGAGGAGAGGCGAUGAAGAGCUGAUGUCAUCAGGAGGCUGGAGGCGGGGCAGAGGGGUAAGUAGAAAUACCCCAGGGCGGUUCGUCCGUCUCAGACCUCCAGCUGCAGCACCUCCAUCAUGGCCUCCUUCUCCUCCUCCGCCCGCUCCGCCUCCUCCUACCGCCGCACCUUCGGCCAUGGCUCCUACGCCUCGCCGUCCCUCAACCGCUCCUUCCUGGGCCCCGCCGCCGCCGGAGGGGCCCACGUGACCUCCAGGGUGUAUGAGGUGACCCGCAGCACCGCCGCGCCGACCUACCGCCUGUCCACUGGGUCCCUGGGGACCGCGGGGCCCCUGGGGGCCACCCGGGUGUCGGCGGGGCGCUACGGCGGCCUGGGGGAGACGCUGGACUUCAGCCUAGCGGACGCCCUGAACCAGGAGUUCCUCGCCACACGGACCAACGAGAAGGCGGAGCUGCAGCACCUGAACGACCGCUUCGCCAGCUACAUCGAGAAGGUCCGCUUCCUGGAGACGCAGAACCAGGCGCUGGUUCUGGAGGUCCAGCGGCUCCGGGACCGGGAGACGCCACGCAUCGCCGACCUCUACCAGGACGAGAUGAACGAGCUGAGACGGCAGGUGGAGGUCCUGACCAAUCACAGAGCCCGGCUGGAGGUGGAGAGGGACAACCUGGCCGACGACCUGGACAAGGUCAAGAUGAGGCUGCAGGAGGAGAUCCUCCAGAGGGAAGAAGCUGAGAACAGCCUCGCUGCGUUCAGAGCUGACGUGGACGCUGCCACUCUGGCCCGUCUGGACCUGGAGAGACGCAUCGAGACCCUGCAGGAGGAGAUCGCCUUCCUCAAGAGGAUCCAUGAAGAGGAGAUCCGGGAGCUGCAGAACCAGAUGCAGGAGACACAGGUCCAGGUCCAGAUGGACAUGUCCAAGCCGGACCUGACGGCGGCGCUGAGGGACAUCCGGGCCCAGUAUGAGGGCAUCGCCGCCAAGAACAUCGCCGAGGCUGAAGAGUGGUACAAGUCCAAGGUUUCGGACCUGAACCAGGCCGUCAGUAAGAACAACCAGGCGCUGCAGCAGGCCCGCCAGGAGACGCUGGAGUUCAGGCACCAGAUCCAGGCCUACACCUGCGAGAUCGACUCCCUUAAAGGGACGAACGAGUCCCUGCUGAGGCAGAUGCGGGACAUGGAGGAGCGCCACGGGCGCGAGGCGGGCGGCUUCCAGGACACGGUGGCCCGGCUGGAGGCCGAGAUCGCCACCAUGAAGGACGAGAUGGCGCGCCACCUGAGGGAGUACCAGGACCUGCUGAACGUCAAGAUGGCGUUGGACGUGGAGAUCGCCACCUACAGGAAGCUGCUGGAAGGCGAGGAGAGCAGGAUCGCCCUGCCCAUGCAGAACUUCUCCACCCUGAGCUUCAGAGAAACCAACCCAGAACCGCCGCAGCGCUCCGCAGAGACCCUCUCCAAGAAAACGGUUCUGAUCAAGACCAUCGAGACCCGAGACGGAGAGGUGGUCAGCGAGUCGACGCAGCACCAGCAGGACAUCAUGUGAGGAUCUGCAGGAAGAAGGGACGACACAACGCUCCGCAGCGCUCUGACCAACUCAAUCUAAUAAAGCUGAACUAAACACAGCGCUAGCAUUAGCAUUAGCCUGCGCUGAUUUCAUCCUGCAGUGAAACGAUUCAUUUAUCGCUUUGGUGAAUUCCCAUAAAAACCCAUCAGAUGAUCUGAGAAACUGCAGCAAUUAAAUGCCACAGGAACAUCGGUUCUGCACUUCUGUUUCAUUACAGAUUAUAAUCAGAAAGUUAUUUACUAAUAUGAGAUUCAAAUAUGUAAUAACGAUUAUUAUAGGAAAAAGUUGAAAUGAUUGAUGGAGAAGAUACUAGCAUUUUAAGGAUAUUAGGCUCAGAUAAUAAUUCAUCCUAACUACUUUAAAACAAUAAUUUGAUUUUAUUUCAUAAACAUCAGUCAGUUUAUGCCUCCUGUUAGUUUAAGAAUGGAUGGAAAUCGGUUCAUUAAACUAAAAUUUAGUCGUUAAGCUGACAACUAAACAUGAUCAACUAUGGAGCAUCAAAAGUGCCACAAUCCAUUCAGUUCUUAAAAUAUGUGAUCUUAUCUGUGAUCUUU